AUGGAAGAGAAGCACAGCAGCUGCCUGACGACAUCCUGGGAGUGUAUUCAUAGCUACAUCUUAGCUGUGUGUUUGGAACUGGACACGGUCUGGGUGCAGGUGAGAGCGGCCUCCCGAGUUCUUCCUGCAUGGAGAAGAGGAUUCGGGAUACCCUUGGUGGCGCGGAGACUGAGGGACCCUGACAUAAAUCCUUGCUUGUCAGAAUCUGACGCUUCUACCAGACGCAUGAAUGAAAACAACUAUGACAAGGAAAGGUGCUCCACUUACUUCAUGAGGUACAAAAACUGCCGAAAAUUUUGGAAUUCUAUCAUGGCCCAAAGAGACAAAAUGGAGUGA
Molecule: messenger RNA, 336 nt
Organism: Sorex fumeus (smoky shrew)
Lineage: Eukaryota; Metazoa; Chordata; Mammalia; Eulipotyphla; Soricidae
Product: coiled-coil-helix-coiled-coil-helix domain-containing protein 7-like
Exons: 3
Coding region: 1-336 (111 amino acids)
Source: RefSeq, a predicted model, not a curated record